Camelus dromedarius (Arabian camel) is the source of this 2150-nucleotide messenger RNA. It is a transcript of the gene UCKL1, whose product is annotated as uridine-cytidine kinase 1 like 1. The transcript has 15 exons. Gene Ontology annotation, molecular function: kinase activity; ATP binding. Lineage: Eukaryota; Metazoa; Chordata; Mammalia; Artiodactyla; Camelidae. Gene Ontology annotation, cellular component: cytoplasm. The record is from RefSeq and is a predicted model, not a curated record. Bases 388 to 1992 code for a protein of 534 amino acids.
GCAUAGUGGUCCUCAGCGGGCAGUGGGCCAGCCCGAGCACAGGAAGGCAGUUCACACCCGAGGGCUGCCUGGCUAUUCUCUGCAGCAGGGUCAGUGCUAUUAAUAUCGGGCGAGCGCACAGCCCCCCGCUGGUGAUCCUCUUAUGCCUGUGCCCUGGCCUCUGAGGCCAGCACCAAGUGCUGUUCCUUCGGCUCAGGGGCUCCUGGGGCCUCUCCUCUGUUGGCCCCCUGCCUCCCAGCAGGCACUCUCUGCCAGACAGGGUUCCUCCACACAACGGAGCUCCCGAGCUGUCCUGCGGGGCCACUGUGGGUCUGAGAGGCAGCGUGGUGAUGCCCCUGCACACACCUGGGAUUGCUCCUCCGUCCUGGUCUCCCCGGCGUCCCAGUCAUGAGCAGUCCCCCAGCUUACCCAGGCAUCAGGGUUUCGGGGUGCUGGAGCCUUGGAACAGAAGGCAGCAGCAACGCAGAAUCCUUGGACAGGCUCCUCCCCACCGUGGGUGCUGGGCGCUCGCCCCGGAAGCGCACCACUAGCCAGUGCAAGUCUGAGCCGCCCCUGCUGCGCACAAGUAAGCGCACCAUCUACACGGCGGGGCGGCCGCCCUGGUACAACGAGCAUGGCACACAGUCCAAGGAGGCCUUCGCCAUCGGCCUGGGAGGUGGCAGUGCCUCUGGGAAGACCACUGUAGCUAGAAUGAUCAUCGAGGCCCUGGAUGUGCCCUGGGUGGUCUUGCUGUCCAUGGACUCCUUCUACAAGGUGCUCACCAGGCAGCAGCAGGAGCAGGCCGCCCACAACAACUUCAACUUUGACCACCCAGAUGCCUUUGACUUCGACCUUAUCAUCUCCACUCUCAAGAAGCUGAAGCAGGGCAAGAGUGUCAAGGUGCCCAUCUAUGACUUCACCACUCACAGCCGGAAGAAGGACUGGAAAACGCUCUACGGUGCAAAUGUCAUCAUCUUUGAGGGCAUCAUGGCCUUUGCUGACAAGACGCUGCUGGAGCUCCUGGACAUGAAGAUCUUUGUGGACACGGACUCUGACAUCCGCCUUGUGCGGCGGCUGCGCCGAGAUAUCAGCGAGCGGGGCCGGGACAUCGAGGGUGUCAUCAAGCAGUACAACAAGUUUGUGAAGCCAGCCUUUGACCAGUACAUCCAGCCCACCAUGCGCGUGGCGGACAUCGUGGUGCCCCGGGGGAGCGGAAACACGGUGGCCAUCGACCUCAUUGUGCAGCAUGUGCACAGCCAGCUGGAGGAGAGGAAGCUGCGCUGGGAUAUGGCUGCGCUAGCCUCGGCGCACCAGUGCCACCCCCUGCCCCGGACGCUGAGUGUCCUCAAAAGCACGCCGCAGGUGCGGGGCAUGCACACCAUCAUCAGGGACAAGGAGACCAGCCGUGAUGAGUUCAUCUUCUACUCCAAGAGGCUGAUGCGGCUGCUCAUCGAGCACGCACUCUCCUUCCUGCCCUUCCAGGACUGCGUGGUUCAGACCCCACAAGGGCAAGACUACGCGGGCAAGUGCUAUGCCGGGAAGCAGAUCACAGGUGUGUCCAUCCUGCGGGCGGGAGAGACCAUGGAACCCGCGCUGCGGGCCGUGUGCAAGGAUGUGCGCAUCGGUACCAUUCUCAUCCAGACCAACCAGCUCACCGGGGAGCCCGAGCUCCACUACCUGCGGCUCCCCAAGGACAUUAGCGAUGACCACGUUAUCCUGAUGGACUGCACCGUGUCCACCGGCGCUGCGGCCAUGAUGGCGGUGCGGGUGCUCCUGGACCACGACGUGCCUGAGGACAAGAUCUUCCUGCUGUCGCUGCUCAUGGCGGAGAUGGGUGUCCACUCGGUGGCCUACGCAUUCCCACGCGUGAGGAUCAUCACCACGGCGGUGGACAAGCGUGUCAACGAUCUCUUCCGCAUCAUCCCUGGCAUCGGGAACUUUGGCGACCGCUACUUCGGGACUGACGCCGUCCCCGACGGCAGUGAUGAGGAGGAAGGGGGUUCCGCUGGUUAGUGCCCCGUUGGAGCCUUCUCACCCCACCCCCACCCACCCACCCACCCACCUCCUGCCUCCUGGAGCUUACAGAGCAGAGAUGACUUAUUUUAAUUAAAAAAGGUGUUGCCAAUGUAGCUUGUCUAUACAUUUUGUGAAAUAAAACUGUUGAAAGUGAA